Molecule: messenger RNA, 1656 nt
Organism: Penicillium diatomitis
Lineage: Eukaryota; Fungi; Ascomycota; Eurotiomycetes; Eurotiales; Aspergillaceae
Product: Arginine permease CAN1
Exons: 2
Coding region: 1-1656 (551 amino acids)
Biological process (GO): amino acid transmembrane transport
Cellular component (GO): membrane
Molecular function (GO): amino acid transmembrane transporter activity
Source: RefSeq, a predicted model, not a curated record
AUGGCACAUCACACAACUUCCUCGGUCUCCAAGGGCCCCCGGGGCGAUGAGCCCAUAUCAACCAGAGUCAAUGAGCAGAACUAUGACCAGAGCAAAGAAUCAGAUGGGUCUGGACAAUCCAAAACGUUGCCCAAGUUGAAGCGCGGGAUGAAGAGCCGACAUCUUCAGAUGAUCGCAAUCGGUGGAACAAUUGGUACUGGUUUGUUCAUCUCCAGUGGAACAGCCCUCGCACACGCCGGCCCCGUGGGCUCUCUGAUCGCUUACUCCUUCAUUGGCUCGAUUGUCUUCUCGGUCAUGAGUUCUUUGGGAGAGGUGGCCACCUAUAUCCCGGUUGCUGGAGCUUUUACAUCAUAUGCGACACGCUUGGUGGACCCCAGUUUGGGAUUUGCAAUGGGCUGGAUCUAUUGGUUCUCGUGGGCAAUCACCUUUGCUCUCGAAUUGACUGCCACGGGUUUGAUCAUCCAGUUCUGGGAUUCCACCAUCAACAUUGCAAUUUUCAUUGGCGUCUUUUGGGUGGUAAUGACUCUUCUCAAUAUGCUUCCGGUCAAGUUCUACGGAGAACUGGAGUUUUGGCUCUCGUCUGUGAAGAUCAUCACCAUCAUAGGCUUCCUCAUCUUCGCCAUCUGUAUCGACGCCGGUGCCGGCAAACAAGGCUAUCUAGGCUUCCACAACUGGGUUCACCCCGGUCCAUUUGUGGAUUAUCUGGUGACCCCGGGCCCAACCGCUAAGUUUGUUGGCUUCUGGGCCGUACUCAUACAAGCAGGCUUCGCCUGUCAAGGCACCGAGUUGGUUGGUCUCGCCGCAGGUGAGAGUGAGAAUCCUCGUGAGACUGUACCGAAAGCGAUCCGGGCGACCUUUAUGCGAAUCGUGCUCUUCUUCGUCUUCACGGUGUUCUUCAUUGGCCUCGUCGUGCCCUCCGAUAACCCCGAUCUUCUGUCCGGGUCAUCCAACGCGUCAGCAUCUCCAUUUGUGAUUGCUGCCAAAUUGGCAGGAGUGGACGUGCUACCCAGCAUCAUCAACGCGGUUUUGCUGACCGUUGUUCUUUCCGCUGCCAAUUCCAACAUCUACAGUGGCAGCCGUAUGCUCGUUGGUCUCGCCAACGAAGGAUUUGCGCCCCGAUUCCUAGCCAGAACUACCAGCCGCGGUGUUCCUUAUUUUGCCGUCUUGCUGACGGCGGCGUUUGGCCUCCUUGGCUUUAUGAACCUGUCAUCCUCCGGCGGUACGGUCUUCAACUGGCUCCUGAACAUUGCCGCUGUCGCCGGCUUUAUUCUGUGGGCAUCGCUCAAUAUCUGCCACAUCGCGUUUAUGCGGGCUCUGAAGGCUCGCGGAAUGUCGCGCGACCUUUUGCCCUACAAGGCCCCUUGGCAGCCAUACCUUGCCUAUUACGGCCUCUUCUUCAACCUCCUCAUCAUGUUCACCCAGGGGUUCACGUGUUUCAUUCCGAUAUUCAGCGUGCAAGACUUUUUUAUCGCCUAUGUCAGCAUGAUUAUCUUCGCGGUUCUCUACCUCGGUCACAAACUCGUGUUCCGUGAUCCCUUUGUUUCCCCGGCACAAGCCGACCUCGAUACUGGUCGGAUUGAGAUUGAAAAUGAGCACUGGGAGGUCAAACGACCGACUACUUGGUACGGCAAGAUUUGGUACGCGAUCAACGGCUAG